Malania oleifera is the source of this 3401-nucleotide messenger RNA. RefSeq names its product disease resistance protein RGA2-like. Gene Ontology annotation, biological process: defense response to other organism. Gene Ontology annotation, molecular function: protein binding; ADP binding. The record is from RefSeq and is a predicted model, not a curated record. Bases 207 to 2753 code for a protein of 848 amino acids. NCBI's taxonomy places the organism in Eukaryota, Viridiplantae, Streptophyta, Magnoliopsida, Santalales, Ximeniaceae. The transcript has 3 exons.
AUCUUUGAAUAACAUUUGAAAGGAAGAUGCAAGCCCUGGUUGGGCGAUCCUGCUACUCUCUAUUUCCUCAUAAAUCUUCUGCUCCAUUUUAAGAAGUGUAUCAAAACCUCCUCUGCAAAGCAACAACAGUUACCAGCUUGGAUUUCACUUUUAUCACUUGGACUGCUGCUUCAUCUCAAAGUAAUCUUCACACAAAAUCAUCACCGAUGGCUGAAGCAAUUUUGUUCGGUUUGGCUGAGACCCUCCUUGAAAAGUUGGGCUCUCGGGCUUUUCAGGAGAUUGGAUUGGCAUGGGCUGGCAAAGAUGAAAUCCAAAAACUCAAAACCAGAGUUUCCAUAAUCAAGGAUGUGCUUUUGGAUGCGGAGGAGCAAAGUAGCGAUAACCACAAGAUCACAACUUGGCUUCGAGAGCUUCAAGAUGUAAUUUAUGAUGCAGAAGAUUUGCUCGACGAUGUCUAUACCACAACUUUGCAACAAAAGGUGAUGACCCAAAAGAAACUCGCGAGAAACGUGUGCCUUUUCUUUUCAAGCUCCAAUCAGAUUGUGUUUGGUCUGAAGAUGGGUCAUAGGAUAAAGGCUAUCAGGAAGAGAUUAGAUGAACAUGAAAAGCUUAAGAACCAUUUCAACUUAACUAAUCAACCCACAGAGUCUAGACUGCUUAAACAUAGGGAGAGGGAGCAAACUCAUUCCUUUUUUCCUCAAGAAAAAGUUAUUGGGAGGGAAGAUGACAAAAAUAAAAUAGCGGAUCGUUUACUGGACAGCAAUCCUGUUGCCGUUGGAGAAAACUUUUCAGUCAUUCCAAUUGUUGGAAUGGGGGGCCUAGGAAAGACUACUCUUGCUCAAUAUGUGUACAAUGAUGAGAAAAUUGGAGAACAUUUUGCGCUAAAAAUGUGGGUUUGUGUGUCAAAUGAUUUUAUUAUGAAGAGAAUUGUUGAAAAUAUUUUAGAAUCUGCAACUAAGAAGAAAACUGAGGGGGGCCUUCAGAUGGAUACACUGCAAGAUUGCCUUCGGAAAGAAAUUGGUGGUAAGAAAUACUUGCUUGUUUUAGACGAUGUUUGGAACGAGGACCAUACAUUGUGGGACAAACUAAAAGAUUUGUUAAAUGUAUGUGCAAGUGGGAGUAAGAUUAUAGUAACAACUCGGAGCCAUAGGGUUGCAGAAAUCACAAGCCCCGUUGAACCAUAUGUUUUAGAAGGUCUUGAUGAGCAGAGGUCAUGGGAUUUGUUUAAGAAAAUGGCAUUUAAACCAGGCGAGGAGCCACAAAACCAAGUGGACAUUGGAAAGGAGAUUGUUAAAAGGUGUUCAGGUGUUCCUCUUGCCAUACGGACUUUGGCAAGCUUAUUGUACUCCCAAGAUACUAAGUACUGGGAAUCCAUUAAAAAUAAAGAGUUUUCAAAAAUAGCCCAAAAAGAAAAUGAUAUUAUACCUAUCCUGAGAUUUAGCUAUGAUGAGCUCCCGUCAUAUUUAAAGCACUGCUUUGCUUACUGCUCAGUAUAUCCCAAAGAUUUUGAAAUUGAGAAGCGAACCUUGAUCCAACUUUGGAUGGCAAACGGUUUUCUUCGUUCACAGGAUGGAAAACAAUGUGCAGAAGAAAUUGGGGAUCAGUAUUUUACGGAGCUAUUAAGGAGGUCCUUUUUUCAAGAUGUACAAAGAAAGAAAUGCGAUGAUGAUAUGAAGAGUUGUAAAAUGCAUGAUCUGAUGCACGACCUUGCAGAAUUGGUUGCUGGGGAAGGAAUUUGUCGUGGGAGCUCAGAGGCAGCAAAUAUUACAGAAAAGACACGUCACCUGUCAUUCCCUUAUGAGUCGGAAAGUUAUUCGACGGAAAUUCCAUCUACACUGUUCAAUGCAGGUAAGUUGAGAACGUUUCUUUUGCCAUCCUCCGUAGAAGUGAACGAAACAUGGUCCCGAAAGCUUAUUUCGAGAUUCAGGUGCCUACGCGUGUUGGAUUUGAAUCGGCAGUGGAUCGAAAUGUUACCAGGUUCAAUUGGGAAGUUGAAGCAACUAAGGUAUCUUGACCUUUCUCGGAACCGCAGUAUGAAACGACUGCCUGAAUCUAUUACCCGCCUGGUGAAUUUACAGACGCUGAAGCUCUCUUGUUGUGAGGAACUCGAAGAAUUGCCGAGGGAUAUUGAGAAUUUAGUCAACUUGGUGCAUCUUGAUUUGGAUCGGUGUUCUAGUUUGAGACGUAUGCCGCGCGGAGUGGGGCAGUUGUCUUGCCUUCGAACAUUGAGUCGGUUUGUGGUGGGGGAGAAAGUAGCCACAAGCGGUGGACUCGGCGAGUUGAAAGGGUUAAAUAAUCUGGAAGGGAAGUUGAAGAUUGUAAUCAGGAGAAGGAUAAAAAAUGCAGAAGCAUCGGAAGCGAAUUUGAAGGAGAAGCAACACCUUCGAUACCUGGAAUUGGAGUGGACGCAAGAAAGCAAUGAGGAUGGGGAGGAGGAGGAUUAUGAAUCAGAGUUGGAAGGCCUUCAGUCGCCCCCAAAUCUGAGAGAAUUGGAGAUAAGAGGGUACGGUGGGAGAAGGUGGCCAAGUUGGAUGAUUAACAUGCAAUCUUUCACCUCGCUUCAAAGCCUUCGGCUACUGGCUUGCCCCCAACUAAAAUCACUGCCAGAUGGGAUACGUUGCCUCACCUCUCUUCAAGAGUUGCAUAUUUAUGAAUGCCCACUUUUAAAGAAAAGAUGCGAAAAAGAAACAGGGGAGGAUUGGCCCAAGAUCGCUCACGUCCCCACAAUUUGGAUUUGUUCCGACUGCCAAUAGCUUGGAUAUCACUUUUAUCACUUGGACUGCUGCUCCAUCUCAAAGUAAUCGUCACACAAAAUCAUCACCGAUGGCUGAAGCAACUUUGUUCGGUUUGGCUGAGACUCUCCUCCAAAACUUGGGUUCUAGUGCUUUUCAAGAGAUUGGAUUGGCAUGGGCUGUCAAAGACGAAGUUCAAAAACUUAAUCCCAUCGUUUCCACACUCAAGAACGUGCUUUUGGAUGCAGAGGAGCAGCAAUUCCAUAAUCACGAGAUCUCAAAUUGGCUUCGGGAGCUUCAAGAUGUAGUUUACGAUGCAGAAGAUUUGCUCGACGAUGUCUCUACCACAGCUUUGCAACAAAAGGUGAUAACCCAAAAGAAACUCGCGAGAAAGCUGCACCUUUUCUUUUCGAGCUCCUCCAAUCCGAUUGUGUUUGGUCUGAAGAUGGGUCAUAGGAUUAAGGCUAUUAGGGAGAGAUUAGAUGAACAUGCAAAGCUUAAGAACCAAUUCAACUUAACUGAUCAACCCACACAGCCUAGACUACUUAAAUAUAGGGAGAGGGAGCAAACUCAUUCAUUUUUUCCUCAAAAAAAUGUUAUUGGGAGGGAAGAUGAUAAAAAAUAAAUGUUUUAUCUAAAAUUCAUAAUGUCAUUCUAAUUUAAUUUUAA